AUGGACAAUAGAGCAGGGCUGGCAGCCUGUGUAAGGCUCUCUUUCUGCCCUUGGUGACAAGAGGAGAGUGACACCCACUGCUUCCGAGUCACUCAGUCAAUCAGUCCAUCAGGGAUGUCAAAGUCACCAGUUAUCCCUUAAGGGACUGCUAUAUCUACCUUACUAUAUCUCUAUCUCGCUUGCUCUCUCGCUUAUUUCUUUCACUCUCUCUCUUUUGUAUUUCUCUCUCCCACUCUUUGUCUCCCUCGCUCCCUCCACAUGAAAAAAAUACUGCACUUUACUAUAGAAUACUACAGUACUUACUAUAUCAUUCUGUAGUAAACUGUAGUAUACUGUAGAAUACUAUACUACACACUGUAGUAUCCCUCGAUCAUGUGUAGUACUUACUAUAGAAUGUUGUAGUAUACUAUAGUAAAUACUACAGUAUUAUCAACUUUUUCUUUUCUUAAAUACUACAUUAAUGGCCAAAACAGUCCCCAAAAACACGUCUUAAAAAAAUAAUAAAAAAUACUACAGUAUCUUGCUACCUAUCUCUGUUGUGAAUCCUGGAUAGAAACCUCUCCUCACCUCUGUGUACCAAUGAGCUCUAAACACUGAAAUCUCGCUCUCUCCUCCACUCCUCCUCUCCUCCAGUCAUCCACUCCACUCCUCCACCUCUACCGCUUAGCUCAGCCUCAGCUCGACAGGUCUCCCAUUCCACUGAAUAGAGAUUCUCGGGAGCAGAGAUGCAUUCAUGUCAUCCAAAAUUGUCACUCAACAAACAGCAAGGCUUAGGCUUGUCACCGAGAGCAACUGUUAUGGGAGUUAAUUACUUGUCAGUGUCAGUAAUGAUAAAUGUGAAUCACCACCUCUUCCUCGGCUUCAACCCAGCCAUCUAAACCCUAUUGUCAAAGGCAACAAGCAAAGAGUGCUCCGCCAUUCAUCUUCCCUUGCAUACAUGCUCUAUGCAAAUUAUCUGGCUUUUUUUAGGACUUUUAGAAUAUUUUUCCCUUUCUCUUCCUCAGUCAAUGUAUUCAAAUUCUGGAUAUCUGAUUGUAUUUAUUUUUCCAUUAUCACAUGCUUCCUUCCCUUCUUUUCCCUUCACCUCCACCAUUAUAUUAUCCUUCAGUCCUCUGUUUAUUUUUUAUAUAAGCAUUCCACGGGUUACCAGGUCUCCUUGGGUUGCCAGGUCCAUUGAGGCCCCACUGUACAUUAUGCCAGUAUCCCCCCUGGUUUUCCAAUACAAAGCAUAUGAAUAAAAGCAAGGAGGCACUUGAGACCUGCCAUGACGUAUAAUUAAAAACAGCAGAGUCGGGGCCUUGCGUGGGGGACAAAGGUGAUUGACUCAUUUUCAUAGAAACACCUAAUAGAGGAAACAGCAGCUGCUAGGCAGCAGGAUUCUGUAUGUAUUCUGAUUAAAUUGUCAUGACCCCGUGUCAGUCUCUAUUCACCUUCGGAAAUAUAUAAAUAAGAAUAAGAGUCUCCCGACGGGCCCCAGUACCCCCUCUAAAACCCUCCCGUGUCGCAGCGGUUCACAGUUUGAAAGGGCUGAAUGUAUUUCCAUAAAAAGAGAGUGAGAGAAAGCGAGAGAGCAGAGCAGAGCGGUUAUUUAGAUGUGCUUGACAUUUCAGCGAGGAGGGAAGGUGAGGGAUGAGGCAGUCGGCAUAUUAAUAUCAGUGGCUAACAAACCAGGUCUCCUCCUCCCUCUCUGCUAAGUGUCUAGACAUACUAACCUCACCCCCCAGAAAUGUCAUUAUUAUAUCAAAGAGAGGUUGGGCUCAAAUUAGACCGAAUUUCCACCUACCUUCUUGAUCUAAAUAUCACGAUUACACUCACAAUACUGUAUGAAUCAGCUGUGGAUAAAUGUUAUGAGAUUUGUUUUGGUACUACCACUGUAAAAAUACUACAUUGUUAUCUGCAUAUAUCAUGAAUACAAUGACUGUAUCUCUUUAAUUCAGUAUAAGAACUUCCUGUUUCUCACAGAGGACGCUAAGGUCCCCAGCUGUCUGAUAUUAAGUAUGUCUGUAAACAGAGAGACAGAGAGGUAUAAUGUCUAAUGGCCCUGACUGAAGAAGAGAGAGAAGGGUAAAUGAAAUGGAGAGAGGGAAAGUGAAAGAAACAAAUGGCCUGUGUCUCAUCCUCCCGUCGCUUUAUCAGAUUACUGUAAGAACCUGGCAAACCCCCACCUCCUCUCCUCUUCCCAUCCCCCCAUCCAGAUUGAUUGAGUAUGAGUAAUCGAUUAUGGCCACUUCAGUGUUGCUUGGCUGUCCUCUGUCUGAUGCUGCAGAGAGAGAGAGAGAGAGAGAGAGAGGAGAGAGAGAGAGAGAGAGAGAGAGAGAGAGAGAGAGAGAGAGAGAGAGAGAGAUUUCCAACACUAAAACAGAGACCAUUACUCUCCUUCUCAGGUAAUUGGAUUAAAAAGAAGGGAGGAAAGAAGAGAUGAGACGCAGAGACCCAGACAGUAGGACAGCUUAGGUCACCACCAGAGCUGUAUAGUCUUUGAUGUUCCCUGUGUCACCUUGUUCUCUGUCUGUCUGUCUCUCUCUCUCUGUCUGUCUGUCUGUCUGUCUGUCCUCUCUCUCUCUCUCUCUCUCUCUCUCUCUCUUUGUGUCUGUCAAGGAGGAGGCGGAGGAAGAGGAGAGAGUGAAGGAGGAAGAGAGGAAUGGGAGGAUAGAGCCGGUGGGGAGAGCAGACUCCUGUGUGGAACACUUCCCAAAGUUAUCUCUGGAGUAAGUGCACUAGACACCCCCAUCCUCCUGGUAGGAAUGGACUCACCCAACUGUCUCUCUUCCUGUAAUAUAACCACUUCUUAUGACAGGCAUACCAUAUAGAUUCACUCAUCUCAGUACUCAAUAACAUGGUGGUGUCCAUGAAUCAGAUGUUCUAUACUCAAUAUAUACACCAUUAUAACAUAGUUACAGUACACUACAGACUCAUUUUCAAAGACCACCUUACACUCAGUGCAUGUAUCCAUCAUCAUAAUCAUCAUCAUCAUCAUCAUCAUCAACAUCAUCAUCAACAUGUGAUUUUCCAUGUAUUAUUUAACUAUUGUUAAUGUGACUCCCUCGUAUGCACUCGCAGCUUUAUUUGCAGGGCUGAAGCAUCCCUCCACAUUUCCAAUUCUAGUUUUACUGCAGAACCCACAAAGACCUGAUCUUAAUCACUUAAUUGGGGUCUCCAUUUGGGUCUUUAAUCGACCUCUGGUUCCUCAGCCUGACUGUAUAAUGGAUGGCUUUAUGAGAGAAGAGGCCUAGCUGAGCCAAAGCCAGUCUCUACAGGGACUGUAUCCGAAAUGGCACCCUAUUUCCUAUAUUGUCCACUAUGGGCCUUGGUCAAAAGUAGUGCACUACAAAGGGAAUAUGGUGUCAUUUGGGACUGGGACAGUGAGUGACUGCAGUAACAUGUCCCUAGCUGCUAGAUAGAGGCUCCAUUCGCAGACCUGUCAUGUUAUCCUGUUGUUUUGUGUUAUUCUCAAUUUUUUCUGGUUCUGUUUAUAUUUCACGCAUGCGUUGCUCCCUCCGUCCCUCUCACCCCCUGCCUCAUCCAUCAUUGUCCCACAGUGACAUGCUAAAGCUGGUAGAGGUGUCCAAUGUCGGCGGGCCUCUGGGGAUCCACGUUGUGCCUUUCAGUGCCACGGACAGAAGGUAAAACUGAGUGCUGAUCUAGGAUCAGGUCCCACCUGUCCAUAUAACUGUAUUCAUUAUGAUCUAAAAGGCAAAACUGAUCCUAGAUCAGUAUUCCUACUCUGAGAAGCUUAAUGAUCCCAGUACUUCUAUUAGCCACUGCUAGACUUAUUAGCGCCCAGCUUCCCUGUCCCAGUAUGAAAAGACUACAGUACUGCUACUAGGCUAGCCCCCUGUCCCGAUCUGUCCGCUGCAUCCUUUUGUUCAGUUUGAUGCUCUCACUCGCUCUGUAUCUCUCUCUGUCCAUUCUUUCACCCGAUCUCUCUCUCUCUCUCCAUCUCUGUCGCUCACGGCUGUCAUUGUGAGUGACUGUGAUGUUUCUUGGCCUCUUUUUUAAUCUUUCUUCUUCCUUUUGUGUUUUCCAUUUCUGGAACUCUUGUCCCUUACCAAUGUGAGUGCUAUUUUACAGCUCCAAGGAGACAAGGAACAUUAAAAAGGAAAGGAUAAAAGUGGUUUGUUCUUGACUGGAGGCUGUACAGUCUGUUCUCCACAUUUCUUUUAUUGUGAGUUCUAUGUUCCGAGUUAUAUCCACGGGACACGAUGGACUUCAGAUGUCCUCUGGUUUGAAGGUGACUUAUUAGGUGAGAAAUAAAUUGUUCUGGCUACUGUAUCUAUUUAGGCGUUUUACCCUCCUCUGUGAAGAAUAGUGAUGACGAGCAUGAUGCUGAAUAUAUCAGAGUUUAUAGUUAUUCACAAUCAGCAGGAACUGGGCAAUGCAAUCAAACUAAAAGCUCAUUUAUAACAUGGGUCCUACAUGUACGCCAAUGGAUUGGCACAGCGCACACCCCCAAGGUCAGGGUAACAUACGGAUGUGUCCCAAAUGGCCCAUAGGGCUAAAAGUAGUGCACUAUAUAGGGAAUAGGGUGCCAUAUCGGACACAGUCAUACAGUGGAAGGAACACUAAGGAAAGAGGUGAAAACACUGAUGGAAGAAAUUAUAUGGGAUAUCAUGUGGGACUGUACCAUUGAAGGUUGCUGUUGUCAUUUCAUUAAGAUAACUCACUCAGGACUUUGAUUCUAUUGACGUUCCUGAGAAACUGGCAUAAUGUUGUUGAACUAGAAAUAGGCUUGACCUUUGAGAAUUGAGCAUCUGAUUCUUACAGUAUACUGCCUUAGCUUUGGCUCAGAAAAGGAAGAUGAAAUAUUGAUAUUAGAUAUUAGAAAUAAAAUAAACAAUAUGAUUGAAUGACUAUAAACAUCAAUGAUUUUGAUAUUGGAUAAAGCCUCCUGACAAACUGGCUUAAACUGUUUUUUUUUUUUCUGCUUCCUCUAUCAAAGUGGUCCUUUGAUUUUGGCCUUUGGAAAUGGCCACUGUCUGACAAUGUUGCAACAUAUUAUUCCGUAUGGUCCCAUCCAUACUGUUUCCUCAUCAGAUCCUUCAAUUACGUCCCAAACUAGAUAACGUGACAGAGACUGUUUAGUCAGAUGAUGUUAAUGGCCUGCUCAGCUCUUCCUCCAGGACAUCAGGCAUUAGCUGCCGAGGGCUGUCUCAUUACCGUCUAGACGAGCAGGGUCAGACGUCCGGCCCAGACGGAACACUCAAAGUGUCUGCUGUCACGACGAUGCUAGCACAGCAGCCACUGGUUCUUUGCAGCUGCAGGGGAGAGAGGGACGUGGAUAGGGGAGAGACACACUCUCUCUCUCUCGCAGAUGCGACACCGCCACCAUUUCAAUAAUGAGAUCUCCUUCUGUGACCACUGUGAACUGUAAACAAGAGUCAGACAUAAUUGCGCUGCGUAAAUGGAUCCUGAUUGCAUUAUUAUUCAAUUAAAGUCAAUAGAUGGAACAGGUGGUCUCUGUCGCUCAGUCUCCUCAGCUCAACUCCUCAACUAUCUCUCAAUCAACAGGCAAAGCUUCUGCAUAGGAGCUGACGAAGGGAGGGACUCGCCUGUAGAGUUGUAAAAUUCUGACAACUUUUCUAAAAUUCCCAGAUUUUCCAGGAGGGAAUAAGCAGGAAAUCCGGGAAUUACCGAAAGUUAAUAUACUGGUAGAAGGCUCAAUACAUCUUAAAUAAAGUCUUCUAGUUUGAAUGGAGUGAGUGAUAAGCACCUUAGCAAAUGUCCAGUAGCAUAUGAGAGAGACAGAUCUGAAAGUGUGCUAAUGCAUUUUUCAUUAAGAAUGAGGGCACCUUUAUUAAUGGUGAUGAAAUCACUAAGAAGCCCCAUUUUAUGCCCAAUUAUUAGACACUGUACUGAAUACAGAUUGCUAAUCAGUAUCAACUCCAUCUGGGUUCAAUAUAAAGCCCUUGAACACCAGUAAAACACUGAUCUAAGAUCAGUUGCUAUACUAGAUAGGCUGCGUCUCAAACUCUUCCCUAUGGGCCCUGGUCAAAAGUAGUGCACUAUAAAGGUGCCUUUUGGGAUGCAUCCAUUGUCUUGCUUCCACACCACCUAGCUAGUCUAUAUUGACUCUAUGCUCCUCUCCCCACCACUCUAUCAUCCAAUUUAUGAAGCCUCAGCCUGCUUAGUCUGCUCGCCUGCCGUGUGGUGGACAAAGGCCUUUUGUACCACUUAAUUCUAACUUAGUAAUGUGCCAUUUACCCCCAUUGAGGAGGGAGAUGAGUUUGUGGUGGUGAGUGAGCAUGCCCAUGUUAUACAGCCAAUGAAACUAAUGAGCUGAGGCGGCUAGUGGCUGCUGCAGUGUGCCCCUUUCGGCUGAAAUGCUAAACAGCUCCGUGAAUUUAGCCUCGCUCGUCUGGAAGAAAAUGACUUUUUUUCUUCUUUUUCUUUGCGAGAGGAAUGGUUGUUGUUUUUGUUUACGUAUCUAAUAAAAUACAGAGAAAAUUGUCCGUUUUUCACCUCCUAGUGUCCUUGUCUGCUUAUGUAAACCCCCUCUAGCCCUAUCAGAAAUCCCAUCCAAAAUAUCAGUCAGAAAUAAAUCCCACUUAAUAUUAAAUCUCUUUUCUCUCCCUGAAGAAGUUUUUACCUUACUUGAGUCUCAGGAGCCUUAAAGUCUUAAAACUUCCCAUCAGAAGUGGCAACAACAGUGUCUGAGUGCACACAGUAUACCUGCAGCUUCUCCUGGUCCUUUGAAACAGGAGUUAUGGUUUUGCUGUCUGUGCAUCUAUCAGAUCUCUUUACACGUCUGUGGUAGCGCGGUGAUCCGGAGGGCGAGAGAGAGCUAAAACCCCAAGCUGCUUUCUGAUGUAUUUAUUUACUGCAUCAGGGUUUGAAGGUAAAGAUUGUGGAGCUUGGAGGGGAUUGCUGAGAUGGCAGGCUGUGCAUUUGUGUGUGUGUGUGUGUGUGUGUGUGUGUGUGUGUGUGUGUGUGUGUGUGUGUGUGUGUGUGUGUGUGUGUGUGCGCGUGCCUGUGGGUGUGUGUGCACGUGUAUUUAUAACAAUGCUGCCUGCUCACUUUUUAAGCCCAGACAGACAGACAGACAGACAGACAGACAGACAGACAGACAGACAGACAGACAGCGUCACUGAAGCCAUAAAACCAUCACUAGUCUGAAGACCAGGAUUAGCACUUAGAUGUCUUUCACAGGGAGAAGGGACAGCUCAAUAUUACACACCACAGCAUUUAUGGGAAGAGAGAAAAUAGCAUAUGUCAACCUGCCUCAUCAUGGCUAAAGUUUAGGAAGUUAGUUUUGGUGUCAAUAAUCUAUCUGAUUUAUGAUAUUGAUUUGGAGAUACUGAGGUAGGUAUUUGAUGAAGAUCCCUUGACAGAGUUACUAUGCAGUGUUUCUACAGUAAUAGUUACUAUUAAGUGUUUCUACAGUAAUAAUUACUAUUCAGUGUUUCUACAGUAAUAGUUACUAUUCAGUGCUUCUACAGUAAUAGUUACUAUUCAGGGUUUAUACGGUAAUAGAUACUAUUCAGUGUUUCUACAGUAAUAGUUACUAUUCAGGGUUUCUACGGUAAUAGUUAAUAUUCAGUGUUUCUACAGUAAUAGUUACUAUUCAGGGUUUCUACAGUAAUAGUUACUAUUCAGUGUUUCUACAGUAAUAGUUACUAUUCAGGGUUUCUACAGUAAUAGUUACUAUUCAGUGUUUCUACAGUAAUAGUUACUAUUCAGUGUUUCUACAGUAAUAGUUACUAUUCAGUGUUUCUACAGUAAUAGUUACUAUUCAGGGUUUCUACGGUAAUAGUUAAUAUUCAGUGUUUCUACAGUAAUAGUUACUAUUCAGGGUUUCUACAGUAAUAGUUACUAUUCAGGGUUUCUACAGUAAUAGUUACUAUUCAGUGUUUCUACAGUAAUUAUGUGUUCUGUGCAUAUCUUCACAACCCUUCCUUCGACUUUCCAUUACUUAUCUUCCUGUCUCUUUUGACUUUUCUUUACAUGACAAUCUUUCUAAUGAAUUCCCUAUUCUCAAUUAAAGGGAUGCAGAGGACAAUUACUAGUUGUUUGCGUUAAACGGAUAAGAAUUGUUCUGUGAAAAGUCUUAGACCUGGUGUGUGUAUACUUUAUCGUGUGGUUUACCUGGUGUAUAAAGUGUCUGUAAUGUGUGUAGAGCGUGUUACAUGUGUGUGUGGAGUAAGUGUAACGUCUGUAAGGUGUGUGCAACAUGAGUGUGUGUAAUGUCUGUGACGCGUGUGUAGAGUGUGUUUUACCUGUGUGUGUGGAGGGUGUGUAACGUGUGUACCGUUGUUCCAGGACCCUGGGGUUGUUAGUGAAGCGUCUGGAGCACGGGGGCAAGGCGGAGCAGGAAGGUCUGUUCCAGGAGAACGACUGUGUCGUCAAGAUUAAUAAUGGGGAUCUGAGGAGCAUCCGAUUUGAACAGUAAGCCCCCCCGACCUCACCUCUGUCUUGACAGAGAUGGGACAUAUUCAACAUUUACCUGACAUUACCUCUUAACUUUCUUAAACAUAUAUUUUGCGAGCUUUUUUCUCUCUGCCUUUGUCUCUCUUGCUUUCUCUCUCCAAAAUGUACAGUAAUACAUUGUACUUUAAGCAUUAUGAGUCAGAUACAGUUGGAAGACUAUUUGAAAUGUGAUAGUUGUGCCCUCAGUGAUCCUCUAUAAAGACCACAUGAUGACCUAUAGUCCUUGAUAAGCGCCUCUACUCCUCUGAGCUUACCAACCUUAAUAUACCUUUGCGCCCGAGCCUCACCUUCCUCUGUUCUAUUGAUUUAUUGCUACUUUUCAUUUCCUAAAGUGGAAUGAAGAUGCAAGGCCAUUGCUAGGAGGGGAGGCACACACACACACACACACACACACACACACACACUAACACAGCUUUAGAGUCAUAUCGGUGCUGUCUUUUCCAGAGAUGAGAAAUAGAUUGCAUUUUGUCCAGACCCUGACCCAGAGCCAGGAUGUGGAGGAAGGGAGGUUGCCCUGGCUAAAAUCCUCCCCAUUAGGAAGAGCUCCUGCCUGGUUUAGUGCUGACUAGGAUGGAGCUUUCAGGAUUCACAUUUAGCUGUCUUAGGGUGAGGCCUGAUGGGGUAUCUGGGGAUGUGGUAGGGUCUGCCUGGCUUUAGGCUAUACAGAGAGUACAUGUGGAGGGGACACUAUAGGUACAGUGGGGGAAAAAAGUAUUUAGUCAGCCACCAAUUGUGCAAGUUCUCCCACUUAAAAAGAUGAGAGAGGCCUAUAAUUUUCAUCAUAGGUACACGUCAACUAUGACAGACAAAAUGAGAAAAAAUAAUCCAGAAAAUCACAUUGUAGGAUUUUUAAUGAAUUUAUUUGCAAAUUAUGGUGGAAAAUAAGUAUUUGGUCAAUAACAAAAGUUUCUUAAUACUUUGUUAUAUACCCUUUGUUGGCAAUGACACAGGUCAAACAUUUUCUGUAAGUCUUCACAAGGUUUUCACACACUGUUGCUGGUAUUUUGGCCCAUUCCUCCAUAAAGAUCUCCUCUAGAGCAGUGAUGUUUUGGGGCUGUCGCUGGGCAACACGGACUUUCAACUCCCUCCAAAGAUUUUCUAUGGGGUUGAGAUCUGGAGACUGGCUAGGCCACUCCAGGACCUUGAAAUGCUUCUUACGAAGCCACUCCUUCGUUGCCCGGGCGGUGUGUUUGGGAUCAUUGUCAUGCUGAAAGACCCAGCCACGUUUCAUCUUCAAUGCCCUUGCUGAUGGAAGGAGGUUUUCACUCAAAAUCUCACGAUACAAGGCCCCAUUCAUUCUUUCCUUUACACGGAUCAGUCGUCCUGGUCCCUUUGCAGAAAAACAGCCCCAAAUCAUGAUGUUUUCACCCACAUGCUUCACAGUAGGUAUGGUGUUCUUUGGAUGCAACUCAGCAUUCUUUGUCCUCCAAACACGACGAGUUGAGUUUUUACCAAAAAGUUCUAUUUUGGUUUCAUCUGACCAUAUGACAUUCUCCCAAUCCUCUUCUGGAUCAUCCAAAUGCACUCUAGCAAACUUCAGACGGGCCUGGACAUGUACUGGCUUAAGCAGGGGGACACGUCUGGCACUGCAGGAUUUGAGUCCCUGGCGGCGUAGUGUGUUACUGAUGGUAGGCUUUGUUACUUUGGUCCCAGCUCUCUGCAGGUCAUUCACUAGGUCCCCCCGUGUGGUACUGGGAUUUUUGCUCAUUUUUGAUCAUUUUGACCCCACGGGGUGAGAUCUUGCGUGGAGCCCUAGAUCGAGGGAGAUUAUCAGUGGUCUUGUAUGUCUUCCAUUUCCUAAUAAUUGCUCCCACAGUUGAUUUCUUCAAACCAAGCUGCUUAACUAUUGCAGAUUCAGUCUUCCCAGCCUGGUGCAGGUCUACAAUUUUGUUUCUGGUGUCCUUUGACAGCUCUUUGGUCUUGGCCAUAGUGGAGUUUGGAGUGUGACUGUUUGAGGUUGUGGACAGGUGUCUUUUAUACUGAUAACAAGUUCAAACAGGUGCCAUUAAUACAGGUAACGAGUGGAGGACAGAGGAGCCUCUUAAAGAAGAAGUUACAGGUCUGUGAGAGCCAGAAAUCUUGCUUGUUUGUAGGUGACCAAAUACUUAUUUUCCACCAUAAUUUGCAAAUAAAUUCAUUAAAAAAUCCUACAAUGUGAUUUUCUUUUCUCAAUUUGUCUGUCAUAGUUGACGUGUACCUAUGAUGAAAAUUACAGGCCUCUCUCAUCUUUUUAAGUGGGAGAACUUGCACAAUUGGUGGCUGACUAAAUACUUUUUCCCCCCACUGUAUGUUGUAGUAGAGCAUUAAUACACUGGUCAUCAAACAUACAGUACCUUUCCCUUAUGGCCUAGUUCUGUUAGAUGAUAUCUUUAUAAUAAAGCAUAUUCACAUUUUCUAAAUUCACUUUGUGACCAAGUUUGGCAGCAGUUAUAACCUGGCCCAGCCUUCAAAACUCAAAACUAUUGUACCUACUUAGCUAGCUACAUUGUUCAUUCAUUCAUCUAGACUUGGCAAGCCACUGAAGUGUUUGGCAAUAGUAAAUACUGUGCAGGACUUGUCAUUGGUAAACAUCCACAGUACCUCCCAGGCCUCUCUGCUGUGAAAGAGGCUUAUGUGUGUUUUGCAAACCAAAUCCACAAGGGAGCAAUGUUUUCUAUCGCUCCACAUACACACGGCUCACAGCUCUCACCGGCAAUCACCAACGUGAACGCACCGUACCACGAUAUGAUUCUAUAGGAAAUUAGUGGCAAAGUAAAUCACUUUUUACAAUCUCUCUCUCUCUCUACUCUCCUUGAUUGUGCACUGCACCAUACAGAGAUAAUUCAAAGUGAUAUUAUAAUCUUAUUGGAUUGUUUUGCAUGGAUAAAUAUUUAGAAGCGGUUAAUCUAACUAAAUGUAAUGAUGCAUUGAUGGGGUAAUUUAUUAUUCAAUCAGAAAGCUGAGCUGCUCGUCUCCUCAUCGUCUGAUUACUGGAGUGUCACUGUGCCUCUCAUUACCCACCGUAGGCUGCUGCAGUUCACAUGAUUUGAGGGAGAAAUUAACAUAAGAAUGAAGGACCAAAACCGAAAUAAGUGUCUCGGCACACUCCGCUCCGCGCUGAGGUGAAGUGCUGUUUAUAAUGGCGGAAGCGGCUUAGCGAUUGUCAAUAACUCAUUUGGACGGGUUCAAUGCGGUAUCAUGGGCGUGAUAAUGGAGAGGCUGGGAACGCGCGGGGGAUUGUUGUCUAUCACAUCAUCCUCUGCUACGCUACACACACACACACAUGCACACAUGCACGCGUACAAACACACACACCCCCUCUGAAGGCCCUUAUCCUCUUAUGCCGUGGGACCGACAGGGCCACUCCAGGCCAGACUAUCUAUAUGCUAAGUGGCAUCUGAGCUCAGGACAAAACAAUGCAGCAUCAGAAUGAGAAAAAAAGCAGCUUUUCUUAUUUGGUUCCAAACUAAUACAGGAGUUUGUCCAUUCCGUAUAAAAUAAACGUCUUUGUAUGUGUGCCGUCUUUGUUGUGUUUACUGCAUGUCUCCCAUUGUAUUCCUUGUUGUUUUAUCAUUUUACUGUCUAGUGAACAGUGGCCUCACCCAUAACCCCUUUCCAUACACACACACACACACACACACACACACACACACACACACACACACACACACACACACACACACACACAACAUGAUUUGAUAGAUAUUUGAAUGUAUAAUGUUGACUGGCUGAAUCUCAUUGUAGUUCAACGUCUCACCCUACCAAUGCUAAAGCUGAUCACGUCCUCCUCCUGAGACUAUGCUGUCAUUGACACGGCACAAACAGUAUCUAGCUAAUGUAAUCUCUGAGUUAGCCUUUUCUCCAGUGAUUCACUACUAUUAGCCUCUGAUUAUCCACGUUGACCUCCCCUCUUUACUUCUCUGUAGCUUCUCUCUCUGUCUGUAUCAGUAAGCUGCCAUAUCAUACUGUACAUUACCUUGUGUUCUUAUCAAGCUAUAGCUAAUAUAAUGAUUUGUAUGCUGCCUCUUCUCCACUUCUCUUCUUCUAUAUGACCUCUCUCUAUCUGUUUUAGUACACUGAUACAACUGCAUUAGCUCAUUUUCUUAUCAAGCCCUCGCUAAUGUAAUGAUGUGUGUUGCUGACUCCUCUCCUCUCUACUCCAGAGCACAGAACAUGUUCAGGCAGGCCAUGCGUUCUCCUGUCAUUCUGUUCCACGUGGUCCCGGCCUCCAUGAAGAGCCAGUAUGAGCAGCUCUCCCAGGGGGAGCUCAGCCCCCCAUGUCCGAGGGGGGAGAGGGGUAACCGGGAAAGCUUCAGCUCCAGCCAGGCCUCGGACCCCCAGGCCCCGCAGCCCGGGGAAAGGGGUAGUCUGGUGGUCCAGGGGGGGAUGGGGUUGGAACACACCCCACAGAGGAUGUCCUCCCGGUCAAGACCACACCCCAUUCCCAUCCCCAGCCCCAAACACCAGAACCAUUGUCCUCUACCACAGCGUGUACCAGACCACCACUUCUCCACCUCGUUACCUCACAGCGGAAGCAACAACGUGUCCUCGGCCCCCUCUCCAUCCCUGCAAAGGAGAGUCAGUGCCAACCCUACCGCAGGCUACUUCAAGAAGACAGGCCGGAGACUUAAUAUCCAGCUGAAGAAAGGUAAACACAUGCAGGCAUUCAAAAUGCACACACAAACACAAACACAAACGCACACACACACACACACAACAAAACAUUAUUAUUGUGAAACUGUAAAUAUUAUUUUUGGGGGUAUAUUCAUAAAGCUUUCAAAGGUCCUUUAAUUCACUUCAAUAAGAGAUGAUAUCUCUAAAGUGUCCAUUCUUAUCCUAGCUACAGUUGAGAUGAGUGCUGUGUAACUAAUACUGUUAGAGACCUCAAAGAGUUGAUGUUUCAUUGUGAAGGACUGUCUAUCCAGCACUGUUUCACUAACUCACAUGCAGGCCCAAAUCUAAUUUGUUCUGCAUCACAGCAGCAUCUUAGCUGCACACAACACUCUGGGGAGGAGAGCUCUAGGGAUACACACACACACACACACACGCAUGACCCACACACACAAACACACACUCAAAGGAGAACUGUUUUGUCCUCUUUUGAGUGUGACAGACUUCAAAAGGUGGAUGUUAGAAUGAGUUGUGCUGAAUGCUGCUUACAUACAACCUGCAAACGUCACUUCAUAUCUCACACACACACACUCUCUCUCUCUCUCUCUCUCUCUCUCUCUCUCUCUCUCUCUCUCUCUCUCUCUCUCUCUCGUUUUCAUUCUUUGUUUUGGCACGUCGUUCUGUCCUAGUGCCUUUAUCACACUUUUCACAGCAUGUUAAAAGGGUAAAUUAGCCCUCUCAGUCGGUGCUUGCAUUCAAUUCUAUUAGCAUUCACAGUUGGAGACGCAAGCCGUAAAGAUGCAAUUAACUACAACAGGCAGGGCCGCACACAUACACAACUGUGUGAGAUACUCACAGGCCUCUGCAGCAGAAACAGCAGCACUGUUGUCACCUUGUUUCAUUGAAAAGCAAACACACACACAUACACACACACACACACAGAGGCAGAACACACACACUCAGUACAGGCUGUCUGAUGAUACAGAUGUUAAGUGCUGAAAGGUGUCACGGGGGAUAGAGAAAAAUCUUCAGGGAAUGGCGAGGGCAGCAGGAGGCAUAGGCUAAAAGCAGUGUGCUCUCUGGGAGCCACCAUCUCAUAUCGCGAUGCAAUAUGUAUGCAAAACCGUGCUUCUACACCUGCAUUACUAGCUGUUUGGGGUUUUAGGCUGGGUUUCUGUACAGCACUUCGAGAUAUUAGCUGAUGUAAGAAGGGCUAUAUAAAAUAAAAUUGAUUGAUUGAUUGAUAUGUUCACAUAAAUCCCCAUCGUAAACAGCGGAUUUGAAGGGGUUUUGUAUGUGUCAAUGCUACGUAGGUUUAACUUCUUGCUUAUUAUUGUGAGGUUUAGAUGAUGAUUUCGACCUGCUGUCUACACACACAGGGCCUAGUGUGCAUGCACACACACACACACACACACACACACACACACACACACACACACACACACACACACACACACCAAAAUGACAGCCCAGUGCCAGUAGUUUGGUUUAUUUGCACUAGCAGACCGGUUUAAGUUUUAACUCAACAUGAAACCCAUAAUUCUUAAAGUAUGCAGUUAUACAAAUGUCAGAAUGUAUUUCUUAGAUCAUUUAACUGGCUCCAGUGCUGAAUUGAACUUGUCCCACUUCUAAGCUUUCAUGAACUAUUAUGAGACUCAUAUGAUAACAAAUUACACAAGAUUAUGUACAACCCUUACGGAAAAACCACAUGAAUUUCAUGUGAUCACGUGUGAUCUUAUGUGAAGUUAAUGUGAUAACAUGUAACUACACAUUUUAGCACAUGUGAAAACAUGAUCUCGGUAAAUAAAUGUGAUAACAAGGGGAUGCAAAAUGUAGACGUGAUACCAUGAAACUGCACUUGACAACAUUGACAAGUUUUUCACUUGUUAAACUCAAAAUAUUUUUUUUACAUGUGAAUGUUUUUCACAUGUGAAAAUUCAAUUCCACAUCUGAGUUCGAUUUUAACAUGUGAAAGUUUUUCACCCGUGAAAGUGAAAAUUCCACAUGUGAGAGUGAGAUUUGUCACGUGAUAGUGUACAUUCGAUUUUCACAUGAACAUUUUUUCACGUGAGGUGAAAGCAUGUGUUAAAAUGUGAACUUUAAAUGUAAUACAUACGAACAUAUGGUUUCAUAUAUAAACGACUGACCUCACAUGUCUCUUUUGUUUUCACAUGAACAUUUCAGCUCAACAUGUGAAAACAACUAUUUCACAUAUAAUAUAAUGGCGCCGGAGGAGAUGGCUGCCAUUUUACACCCUCCUAACCAAUUUGUGCUAUUAUGUGUGUUUUCUUGCGUUAUUUGUAAGUUAUUUUGUACAUAAUGUUUCUGCCAUCGUCUCUUAUGACCGAAAAGAGCUUCUGGAUAUCAGGACAGUGAUUACUCACCUCGUAUUGGACGAAGAUUUUUUUCUUCAACAAGUCGGACACAAAGGAUUUACUUCAGACACCCGACAAGACCACGUGGCCUGGUUCGACUUAGGAGGCGCGCACACCACCCACCGCUUCCAAGUAUACUACUCGCUAAUGUUCAGUCUCUGGAUAACAAGCUCGACGAACUCUGGGCAAUGAUUUCUUUCCAGAGAGACAUCAAGGUAUGUAACAUACUUUGUUUCAUGGAAACAUGGCUCUCUGGGGAUAUUCUGUCGAAAGCGGUCCAGCCAGAUGGGUUCUCAAUUCAUCGCGCAGACAGGAAUAAAUAUCUCUCCGGGAAGCAGAAGGGUGGAGGUGUGCGAACCACCGCAUUUAACCAUGGCAAGGUGACUGGGAAUAUGGCAGAAUAGAAACAGUGUAGCUACUCACUCCGCAAGGCAAUUAAACUGGCAAAACAUUAGUGUAGAGACAAAGUGGAGUCGCAAUUCAACGGCUCAGACACGAGACGUAUGUGGCAGGGUCUACAGACAAUCAUGGACUACAAAAGGAAAGCCAGCCACGUCGCCGACACCGACGUCUCGCUUCCAGACAAGCUAAACACCUUCUUCGCCCGCUUUGAGGAUAACACAGUGCCACCGACGAGGCCCACUACCAAGGACUGUGGCCUCUCCUUCUCCGUUGCCGACAUGAGUAAGACAUUUAAGCAUGUUAACCCCCGCAAGGCUGCCGGCCCAGACGGCAUCCCGAGCUGCGUCCUCAGAGCAUGUGCAGACCAGCUGGCUGGUGUGUUUACGGACAUAUUCAAUCUCUCCCUUUCCCAGUCUGCUGUUCCCACAUGCUUCAAGAUGGCCCCGUAGCACUCACCUCUGUCAUCAUGAAGUGAUUUGAGAGACUAGUCAAGGAUCAUAUAAUAAUAAUAAUAAUAUAAUAAUAUGCCAUUUAGCAGACGCUUUUAUCCAAAGUGACUUACAGUCAUGUGUGCAUACAUUUUUACGUAUGGCUGGUCCCGGGGAUCGAACCCACUACCCUGGCGUUACAAGUGCCAUGCACUACCAAUUGAGCUACAGUGGACCACAUGUCACAUCUACCUUACCUGUCACCCUAAACCCACUUCAAUUUGCUUACCGCCCCAAUAGAUGCACAGACGAUACAAUCGCCAUCACACUGCAAACUGGAUUACCAGGACGUGAGUGUCUUCACUGACAUUUUCAACCUGUCCCUGACUGAAUCUGUAAUACCAACAUGUUUCAAGCAGACCACCAUAGUCCCUGUGCCCAAGAACACUAAGGUAACCUGCCUAAAUGACUACAGACCCGUAGCACUCACGUCUGUAGCCAUGAAGUGCUUUGAAAGGCUGGUCAUGGCUCACAUCAACGCCAUUAUCCCAGAAACCCUAGACCCACUCCAAUCUGCAUACCGCCCCAACAGAUCCACAGAUGAUGCAAUCUCUGUUGCACUCCACCCUGCCCUUUUCCACCUGAACAAAAGGAACACUUUACGUGACAAUGCUAUUAUUCAUUGACUACAGCUCAGUGUUCAACACCAUAGUGCCCUCAAGGCUCAUCACUAAGCUAUGGACCCUGGGACUAAACAGCUCCCUCUGCAACUGGAUCCUGGACUUCCUGCCGGGCCGCCCCCAGGUGGUAAGGGUAGGCAACAACACAUCUGCCACCCAGAUCCUCAACAUGGGGGCCCCUCAGGGGUACGUGCUCAGUACCCUCCUGUACUCCCUGUUCACCCAUGACUGCAUGGCCAUGCACAACUCCAACACCAUCAUUAAGUUUGCCGACGACACAAAAGUGGUAGUCCUGAUCAUCGACAACGAUGAGACAGCCUAUACGGAGGAGGUCAGAGACCUGGCCGUGUGGUGCCAGGAUAACAACCUGUCCCUCAACGUUAUCACGACAAAUGAGAUGAUUGUGGACUACAGGAAAAUAAGGACCGAGCACUCCCCCAUCCUCAUCGACGGGGCUGUAGUGGAGCAGGUUGAGAGCUGAAAAGAUUUGGCAUGGGUCCUCAGAUCCUCAAAAAGUUCUACAGCUGCACCAUCGAGAGCAUCCUGUAAUGUUGCAUCACUUCCUGGUAUGGCAACUGCAUCACUUCCUGCCAUCUAGGACCUCUAUACCAGGCGGUGUCAGAGGAAGGCCCUAAAAAUUGUCAAAGAUUCCAGCCACCCUAGUCAUAGACUGUUCUCUCUGCUACCGCACGGCAAGUGGUACCGGAGCGCCAAGUCUAGGUCCAAAAGGCUUCUUAACAGCUUCUACCCCCAAGCCAUAAGACUCCUGAACAGCUAAUCAAAUGGCUACCCGGACUAUUUGCAUUGUCCCCCACCCCAUCUUUUACACUGCUGCUACUCUCUGUUUAUUAUAUAAUAAUAAAUAUAAUAUGCCAUUUAGCAGACACUUUUAUCCAAAGCAACUUACUCAGACACGAGUCAUGUGUGCAUAAAUGUUUACGUAUGGGUGGUCCCGGGGAUCGAACCCACUACCCUGGCGUUACAAGCGCCAUGCUCUACCAAUUGAGCUACAUCUAUGCAUAGUCACUUUAACUCUACCUACAUGUACAUAUUACCUCAAUUACCUCGACUAACCGGUGCCCCGCACAUUGACUCUGUACCGGUACCCCCUGUAUGUAGCCUCACUACUGUUAUUUUUACUGCUAUUUUACUGAUUUUAUUUAUCUAUUGUUUACUUAACACUUAUUUUUCUUUAAACUAUAUUGUUGGUUAAGGGCUUGUAAGUAAGCAUUUCACUGUAAGGUCUACACCUGUUGUAUUCUGCGCAUGUGACAAAUACAAUUUAAUUGGAUUUGAUUUUAAAUAUGAAUUCCACAUGUGAAACUGCAUAUUUCACAUGUUUUUCUAAGGGAUGUAAUAAAAAUGGAAGGGGGGGGUUAAGGUAAGGGGUACACUGUUCAGCUAAAAUAGUGUAAACAUAUUUUAUCAAUAUGAUUAGGUUUGACAUUAUCAUUUCGUGCUGACUUCAAAAUUACCCAACCUGGGAUUUGAACUGUUGGGGUACACUGAUCUUUCUGCUGUGCCACCAGGUCUGCAGAAUUUUCAGAAGUCCCCUACAUAUGUAUUACCUAUAAUACAUCUUUGUACUUAGCAAUGGACUGCCGUCUGCACUGCUAUUUUAGUUAUCAGUUAAUAUGACUAUUCUGUCAGCUUUCAUUUAAUUUACUUAUUUCAGCAAUUUGUGGGUUUUCUGUAUAAUUGUCUAAUGUUGGUGGAGCAUAUUAUUCUGUUUUAAUGUUACUCCUGAAUCACUAUGAUAAAUAUAAUAGUUUUUCUUCAACGUAUUUUUAACAAAGCUGAGAUUUACUUUGAAGUCCAAAGUGUAGGAAUCCAAGUGAAAUCAGUUGUUGAUACAGACGUGGUGGCGUAGCAGGAAGAUUGUAAUGCCGUCAACCAAGAGGUUGUGAGUUAAAAUCCCAGUUGAGGACAUGUUGAAUAAUAAUUACUGUAUAAAUAAACAUACACAAUGUAAUCAUGUAUGUCAAAGUGUGUCAAAUAUGUAAAUUGAAAACACACUAGCUCAGCCCCCGGGGACAUAUUAAUGACAUAUUUUUGUUUGCAGGGCAUCACCUGUGAAAUUUCAUGUGUAAUCUCAUAUCCACAUGUCAAACUUCACAUGAAAUAUCUUAACAUGUGAAGUGUUCCAAAACCACAUGGUUUCACAUUUGGAAAAUCACAUUUUUCACAUGUGAAAUGUCCACGUGAAAUUUCACUUUUGAAAUCAUGUGGUCCUCUGUAGCUCAGCUGGUAGAGCACGGCGCUUGUAACGCCAAGGUAGUGGGUUCGAUCCCCGGGACCACCCAUACACAAAAAAAAAAAUGUAUGCACGCAUGACUGUAAGUCGCUUUGGAUAAAAGCGUCUGCUAAAUGGCAUAUUAUUAUUAUUAUUAUGUGAUUUUCCACGUGAAUUCGUGUUUUUUCCGUAAGGGAACCUACCAAAUUCAAUAUUAACUGUCCAUUUGCAGAAUAUUCAGAGACCAUUUCCAAUUUGUCCAUUAUUUAUUGAUUUGUUUAUCUUGAUUCCUCCAUAUAGGGAUGGAGGGAGGGAGAGAGGGGGAGAGAGAGAGAGACCCGGCAAGAGUCCGAGCGUGUUCCUGGCUGGGAAAUUAACAAAAGUGUCUUAAUCAAAUAAUGCAGCCAAAACGACCGACGCAGCCCAUUAAGACUCAUUCUAAUUUGUUGCUGUGCUUCUCUAUGUCUCUUCAUGUUUGCUACAUAAUUGGCUUAUCGGAUCUGGGAUUCAGACUUAACCCAAUGAGUCCCACUGUAUCGCCGGCCCGUUUUGAACUUCUAACCCCUUUUAAACAUUGUGGGUUUGAGCUAAAGACUUCUGGAUUGUACCAUUUGAUUCGUAUAAGCUGCAUCCGUAGAUACCAACCAUUAGUCUAACGGGGACUGAGAUAGUGCGGUGUUUGUGAGACAAGGGCGGAUCCCGAAGGGGCCUGGUCUUUUAUACAAAAAUGUCUGUAGAGUCCGAAUGGUUUGAGCUAAAAACUAUUAAAAGCUAUCUAUGAAAAGCUGAGACUCUCACAUGUAACAUUUGCGCUAUCCCACUCACAAGCUACACAAGAGUCGUUAGAAGGUAAGGGGUUCUUCUACAUAGACGAUCAUUGGAAAUGCCAGGACAUAGUGUCUAUAAUACUGUAAUAAGCUCACAUAGUUGCUGUCACAAACUCCACACAGUUGUCACUGACUAGUUGUAUAUUCGUUUCGCAGUGAGCAAACCAUGUUUGUACUUGCAGCAUUCAUGAAAUAUUUUUUGUUAUCAGGUUUCUGCUUUGUCAAUAAAACUCAUGAAUGCAACUGUUUAUGUCAAAUUGUCCUGAAAAUAAAAUGGUAAACACUUAAUUGUGAGGCUAAAUAUAAGCGCUGGAUAUGCAGAUAAAGUCAGAUAAAUGAAAAGCCAAUUUUUGCUGGGAUCUCGGGACUGAUAGAGUUAAUCCAAAAAGCUUCUAUUACCCCAAAGAAAGACUUUAGUAUGCUAGUUAAUUACAGCCAGUGCUAUUAGAGAGAGAUGCAUUCUGCUAAUUGCCUGAAUGGAAGCCCUUAACGUUGGGAUCUUAGAAUGUAGAGGAGUUUGAUUCGGCUAAGUAGAGUGAUUGGAGAAAUGGAAUGGAAUGGAAUUGCCAGAACAGAAAGGGUAGAGGAUAGAGGUCGUCACAGACCAGCUGAUUCAGACUACACCCUAGGUUCUAUAAAGGCAAUAAAGUGCCGUUUUGGAUGCAACAAAUUCCACUACUGUACGUACACACUGAGGAUCCCAGACAGCAGUAUGGGCAGCUGUCACAUUAGCAGACACCGGCUACUAGUGCAGAAAGGAUCUUAAUUAGUCUAACUGGGAUGUGCCUAUCUAUCCACUGCGUUUUCAGAACUCUAUAAUAAGUCAAAAGCAUAGUCAAUAUAGUUUCAUAAAUCCUUAUUCUGGUGUGUUGGCAGGAAGAAAAUAACCUCAGUAUAUUCAACAACUUUGUUGACACCUCUCUGUCAGCAACAUUCUCUUGUUGUGGUGUGUACCGCUCUUAGUUCCUAGAUCUAUAUCUUCAUUCCUGAAUAUAGAAGUUGCUGUUCACUGUGUUUUCUUGCUGCUUCAUCUUAGUGCUAGUGAAGCAAAAACAACACCCAUAUGCACACACACACACACACACACACACACACACACACACAGUCAGUCAGUCAGUAUCAACCAGCGAGACACUGAAGACAGGAGAAAAUAGGUCAUGAUGCGUGAUCAGACAGUGAAUGACAGGCCAGUAAAAUGAACAAUCUCUUCAACAAGAAUACUAAUCACUCUACUGUCAGGAAGGCUUCAACUAACAACACACCCGCCACCCUGCCGGUUACACAUAUUAAUUAAUAACUUGUUUACCAUGGAGGGACUCAUCUCACUGACUCACUGAGUGGAACCAUUGUUGUUAAUGCUUCCCCAUCUAAAAGUAGAAAUGUCCUUCAUUUCCUUACUGGCAUUUGGCAAUGAUUUUGGUUGCUUCCUAAAUGACACCCUAUUCCCUUUAUAGUGCACUACUUUUGACCAAUCCUUUAUUGGGCAGACAGUGUAGGAUUGGUCGGUCGAUAAGGUCAGUGUUGAUAUUCCUCUUUUGUAAGCUAUUAUUGAAUUUCCCUGCCUUCCCCGUCUGGCAAUUGAUAUGAUGCGUCCCAAAUGGUACCAUAUACCCUACAUAGUGCACAUUUUUUGACCAGGUCCUAUAGGGCUCUGAUCAAAAGUAAUACAUUACAUAGGGAAUAUGGAGCCAUUUAGGACGCAGACAGAGUCAUUUAGAACCCUAUAAAGGUCAUUGUCAGAACUUGGGAGGAAACAUCUUUGCAGAACUAUGAUGCCUGAACCCUUAACAUUGUUUUCUAAGAUUUAGUGAUGUUUUCACUAGCAAACUUUAUUUGAUCUGAUAUGUGGUGUAUCAAAAGCAUCUAACUCUGAGUUAUGGGCGAAGGCAGGGAAAUCCCUUCACCCCAUUGCUGACCAUUAUCUGUUUCUAAUGCCUGUGGACACUCCACAGAGAGGGAGAAUAAAGCCUUUACUCUGCAUGCUGCUAUUCUUGUCUGCAACCAGUUUUACAUUCAAGCAAGUCACAUCUGUGGUUCCGUUGUCCAUACACACACGUAUAAAGUACACAUUUAUCACAAACACCCAAUUUUGGUUAAUAGAUUUGACUUAUAUUUAGACACUUUGGAGAUUUAAUGCUUAUUUUGUAUGUUGAACCACAACCUAAGCUGCCCGCCCAUUCUUUCACCAAUAGAAGACCGUCCAUGCAAACCAAUACGUUUGAGAUUACUUAUUAAGUACUGUAGUUUGAUAGGUUUGACAUGAUGGUCAAAGCCAUAAAUAAAGUUGUCCUUCCACAUUUGGUUCCUGAUGCACAUUUAGAUAAUAAGAGGGAGCAUAAAAACUAUGUCCUACAGUCCUGCAAUCAGUUAAUGUUUGGUGUAUUAUUUUCCUCCUGCAGGUCCUGAGGGUCUUGGAUUCAGUAUCACGUCACGUGACGUCCCCAUAGGAGGCUCUGCCCCCAUCUAUGUCAAGAACAUCCUGGCUCGGGGCGCUGCCAUCCAAGAUGGCCGCCUGAAGGCUGGCGACCGGCUGCAGGAGGUGAGAGGCGGAGUUCAUGAAGUCUCUUCUUUCAGAACUUUGGUGAAACAUCACAGUAUGGUUGAAAAAUAUAUGGCAAAUAGAAAUCCAAUAUGGAUGGUGUUAAGAGAUAGAUGGGGGGUGUUGAAUGGAGCUGAAGGAUGGGACUAAUAACAACUAACAACAACUAAUAACAGCAAGAUAGCUAAUGUAGGGCAUGCUGUGUCCAUAAUAAGUAUAUAGGUUAUAGGUUGAGAGCUUUUGUGAAGGAGCACAGUUGGAGAUAUAUGGUAUAUACAGUGGGGAGAACAAGUAUUUCAUACACUGCCGAUUUUGCAGGUUUUCCUACUUACCAAGCAUGUAGAGGUCUGUAAUUUUUAUCAUAGGUACACUUCAACUGUGAGAGACGGAAUCUAAAACAAAAAUCCGGAAAAUCACAUUGAAUGAUUUUUAAGUAAUGCAUUUGCAUUUUAUUGCAUGACAUAAGUAUUUGAUCACCUACCAACCAGUAAGAAUUCCGGCUCUCACAGACCUGUUAUUUUUUCUUUAAGAAGCCCUCCUGUUCUCCACUCGUUACCUGUAUUAACUGCACCUGUUUGAACUCGUUACCUGUAUAAAAGACACCUGUCCACACACUCAAUCAAACAGACUCCAACCUCUCCACAAUGGCCAAGACCAGAGAGCUGUCAGGGAUAAAAUUGUAGACCUGCACAAGGCUGGGAUGGGCUACAGGACAAUAGGCAGGCAGCUUGGUGAGAAGGCAACAACUGUUGGCACACUUAUUAGAAAAUGGAAGAAGUUCAAGAUGACGGUCAAUCACCCUCGGUCUGGGGCUCCAUGCAAGAUCUCACCUCGUGGGGCAUCAAUGAUCAUGAGGAAGGUGAGGGAUCAGCCCAGAACUACACGGCAGGACCUGGUCAAUGACCUGAAGAGAGCUGGGACCACAGUCUCAAAGAAAACCAUUAGUAACACACUAUGCCGUCAUGGAUUAAAAUCCUGCAGCGCACGCAAGGUCCCCCUGCUCAAGCCAGCGCAUGUCCAGGCCCGUCUGAAGUUUGCCAAUGACCAUCUGGAUGAUCCAGAGGAGGAAUGGGAGAAGGUCAUGUGGUCUGAUGAGACAAAAAUAGAGCUUUUUGGUCUAAACUCCACUCGCCGUGUUUCGAGGAAGAAGAAGGAUGAGUACAACCCCAAGAACACCAUCCCAACCGUGAAGCAUGGAGGUGGAAACAUCAUUCUUUGGGGAUACUUUUCUGCAAAGGGGACAGGACGACUGCACCGUAUUGAGGGGAGGAUGGAUGGGGCCAUGUAUCGCAAGAUCUUGGCCAACAACCUCCUUCCCUCAGUAAGAGCAUUGAAGAUGGGUCGUGGCUGGGUCUUCCAGCAUGACAACAACCCGAAACACACAGCCAGGGCAACUAAGGAGUGGCUCCGUAAGAAGCAUCUCAAAGUCCUGGAGUGGCCUAGCCAGUCUCCAGACCUGAACCCAAUAGAAAAUCUUUGGAGGGAGCUGAACGUCCGUAUUGCCCAGCGACAGCCCCGAAACCUGAAGGAUCUGGAGAAGGUCUGUAUGGAGGAGUGGGCCAAAAUCCCUGCUGCAGUGUUUGCAAACCUGGUCAAGACCUACAGGAAACGUAUGAUCUUUGUAAUUGCAAACAAAGGUUUCUGUACCAAAUAUUAAGUUCUGCUUUUCUGAUGUAUCAAAUACUUAUGUCAUGCAAUAAAAUGGAAAAUUAAUUACUUAAAAAUCAUACAAUGUGAUUUUCUGGAUUUUUGUUUUAGAUUCCGCCUCUCACAGUUGAAGUGUACCUAUGAUAAAAAUUACAGACCUCUACAUGCUUUGUAAGUAGGAAAACCUACAAAAUUGGCAGUGUAUCAAAUACUUGUUCUCCCCACUUUAUAUUAAAAUAGAUUUAAAAAUACAUAUAAAAAAAAACACACAAAAAAGUAUCUUCCUUCUUCCUCCUCUUCCUCCUACUGUAUCCCUUCCUCUUCAUUAGCCUUGUCAUGCUCCAACCCUUUCUUCCUCCUCUUCCUUCCAUGGAUUUAGAAUUUUGUUCUGAGAGACAUCCAAUCAACAUUGUUUUAUGUCAUAUGGAGUAAAACACCUUCAAGCCUUUAUGUCCAAUGUCAUUCAUGAUCGUUGCAUCUACUCCAAUGUCAUUACCCAGUAUGCUUAAGACACAAAGGCUGAUUGAAUGGGCUUUGCCAUUGAAAUGAGUCUUAAAGGGAUACUUCGGGAUUUUGGCAAUGAGGCCCUUUAUCUACUUCCCCAGAGUCAGAUGAACUCGUGGAUAAAAAAGUUGUCUCUUCGUGCAGUUUGAAGGAAGUUGCUAACUAGCACUAGCACAAUUGCGAACUUGCAUUAGUGCAAUGACUGAAAGUCUAUGGAUAUCUGCUAGCAUGCUAGCAGAUAACCAUAGACUUCUAGUCAUUGUGCUAACACUAGUUAGCAUUGGCUCGCAAAACUACCUCUAACUUCCUUCAUACUGGACAGAGAGACAUAAAAAUGGUAUCCACGAGUUCAUCUGACUCUGGGGAAGUAGAUAAAGGGCCUCGUUGCCAAAAUUCUGAAGUAUCCCUUUAAAUCACAGAGUAGAGUACCUGUAGGGCUGUUUACAUUGGGCUCUGAGUGGCUAAACAUAGGGAACUGAACGUAAUAAUCUUGUGUCAACAGUCCAAUCAGAAUGACAUGAAAAUCAUAGACUAUGUAAUUGGAAAAUGUCCGCUCUUAGAAAUACCCCAUAUUUAUUAAUGUCAGGCAGUCACUGUUCCUCUACGCAAACAGAGAAUGAUUAUGUGUAGAAUGGAAUUAGUAAUUGUUUCAAGACAGUACAAGGCAGUAGCACAUGUAACACAAGGCAGUAACUUGUAUUAAUAAAUCCCCUAUCUCUACCUGUUUGUAUGUGUGUUUGUGUGUGUGUGUGUGUGUGUGUGUGUGUGUGUGUGUGUGUGUGUGUGUGUGUGUGUGUGUGUGUGUGUGUGUGUGUGUGUGUGUGUGUGUGUGUGUGUGUGUGUGUGUGUGUGUGUGUGUGUGUGUGUGUGUGUCCAGGUGAAUGGGGUAGACCUGAAUGGGAGGACUCAGGAGGAGGUGGUAGCUCUACUCAGGGUCACCCCCAUGGGAGGAACAGUUAGUCUGCUAGUCGUACGCCAAGAGGACUCCUAUCUACCUAGAGAAGUGGUAAGUGAACGUCUAUCAAAUUUACUCACAUCACCAAUCACUUGUCCACAACAUCGCUACCCCUACCCUACGUUUCACACCUCUGAUAUGGGAGUAGCCCAUAGUAGGCUUCAGACGUAUUUGAGCUGUCCCUAUUCCCAACAUAGUGUACUACUUUUCACCAGUACCCGUUGGACCCUGGUCAAAAGUAGUGCACUAUAUAGGGAAUAGGGUGCCAUUUUGGGACGCAAGAGAUAUGGACUGGCCUGGUCUUGCCCUUCCUCCAAGUCACAUUAACACAGACAUUCUCCAGGGGUUGGUUUGUCUACCACUUUCCUAUUUGACACUGGAUACAUAUAAUCUCUCAGACCCACACAUGGAUACCACACAUGCACGCAAAUACACACACACAGACACACACACACACACACACACAGACUUUUGUGAAAGCAGUUCUGGGGUGACUUUCCCUGUCUGGCAACAGAUGGUGGGGAUAGUAAGGAUAGUGUCCUGCCCUCCUUCACCCUCCAUUCAGCAGGUCUGACAGUCUCCCUGUCAUCUGAGUGGCCUGGCCGACACCAGGGUUUAGGCUUUAACCCUAACUUUACCCUAUAGCACUCAAUCUGUCUCUGUGUUUACCCUAACUAUAUCCCAUGGUAAUAGGACAACGGGGCUUAGCUUUCACCCUAACUACACUAUAGCGUACAGGAGGCCUCUGCUUUAUCCCUAUAUGAAACUCAGUCUGCCUCUGAGUUAACCCUGUCUCUACCCCAUGGCACGCCAUGGCAUCCUGGCACCUGGAUGAACUUCUCCUGUUCACCCUAGAAUCAUAACUGGUCAGCCAGAGGAAUAAUGUCAUGGGUUAAGCAUUCAUUCAGUCUUAUUUAUACCUAAAACCCCAAAAAGGGAUGAUGGUUACACUUUCUCUUCUCUUCACUCCUCAACCAUGACUUUAUUAAGAAUCCCAUCAUAGAGACACAAUACUUUCUCUCUCUCUCUCUCUCUCUCUCUCUCUCUCUCUCUCUCUCUCUCUCUCUCUCUCUCUCUCUCUCUCUCUCUUCUCUCUCUCUCUCUCUCUCUCUCUCCCCUCCCUCCCUCUCUCUCCCCCUCCCUCCCUCCCUCCCUCCCUCCCUUUCUCUCUCUUUCUCUGUCUCUCUAUCCCUUUCUCCUGAGAACUUCCCUAAGUGUGUGUGUGUGUAGUGUAGAUGGGAGAGUGCUAGCUUACGCACAGCCACUUCAUUACUCUCCUUUUCACAUUAGCGUUCAGGUGCUCUGCCACACACAUGCACGGACACACACACACACACACACACACACACACACACACACAGACAGAGAGAGAGUGGAGCUUUCAUGGAUCUCAAUAAUCAUAAAAUUCUGUUUAUGAGGACUGGGAUCCACCACUGAGAGUUAUUUUAAAUAAAGUAUAGUGAAGAGAGGAGAGGAACUGGUAAUUUCCUCACAGUCACACACACCACAGUAAGUGUGUGUGCGUGCCUACAUACAUACAUACAUACAUACAUACAUACAUACAUGCGCGAGUCUGUGUCACCAUAAACGUAUCAUCCAGGGCCGCAUACACUACAGUGGAGUUCUAAAUCAGAACUUCAGUAAUGUGGUACAUUACUGUAGGCAUGCUGCUGUCAGAGAGGAGAGAGAGAGGGGACAUUUCCCACACACACAGGAUACAGCCAUAUAAAUCAACAUGGAGAAGAUCAGGUUUGUCUUGUUGAUGUUUGCUUUGUAAUGUUUAAUGUCAGUGGUGAAUCAAGCACCACGUCUCUUUUAUUGGUAUAUUGUGGGAGGGGCAUGUGUGUUUUAUAAGAAUUAAUUGACUGUGCCUUAUGCUUAAAACCACUUUUAAUUACAGAAUGUGAGAUUUUAUGAUGUUUCCAUCAAAACUACACUACCGGUCAAAAGUUUUAGAACACCUACACAUUCAAGGGUUUUUCUUUAUUUGUACUAUUUUCUACAUUGUAGAAUAACCAAAAAAGUUUUAAACAUAAAAUAUGUUUUGAUUUGUUUAACACUUUUUUGGUUACUACAUGAUUCCAUAUGUGUUAUUUCAUAGUGUUGAUGUCUUCACUAUUAUUCUACAAUGUAGAAAAUAGUAAAUAUAAAGAAAAACCCUUGAAUGAGUAGGUGUUCUAAAACUUUGACUGGUAUUGUAUGUGUUCUCACGGCAGAUCAGAAAAGAUCAACUGUGAUUGUUGAGUAAUAAUAUAAUAAUAUGCCAUUUAGCAGACGCUUUUAUCCAAAGCGACUUACAGUCAUGCGUGCAUACAUUUUAUUUUUUUGUGUAUGGGUGGUCCCGGGGAUCGAACCCACUACCUUGGCGUUACAAGCGCCGUGCUCUACCAGCUGAGAUACAGAGGACCACCCAGUAGUUGAGCAGGGUUGAGUAUUCCUUUAUUAAUAUCUUUGUCUUUGUUCAUUUCAUUACGUUUGCCUUUGCUGUCAUGCUCUCUCGCUCUCUCCCUCUCUCUCUCUUUCGCUCUCUCUCUCUCUCUUUCGCUCUCUCGCUCUCUCCAUGACUCAGGGGCAGCGGCAGACAUUUUCAAAGAGCAGCGAGCGGAUGUGGUAGAGCAGAUGGACUGACUUAUUGAUAGGGCCGUCAUUGCUAGCCUUUACCCAUCGCUGUCCAAACCCGACAGGGGCAGAGGAAAAUGAGCUCUGUCGCCUCAGCCCAUUCUCGCCCAACCCCUCGCUCUUCACAGAACAGAGAAGAAGAAGAAGAAGAGUAG
Molecule: messenger RNA, 28378 nt
Organism: Coregonus sp. 'balchen'
Lineage: Eukaryota; Metazoa; Chordata; Actinopteri; Salmoniformes; Salmonidae
Source: the annotation of a GenBank genome assembly